CAGGUGUUCCAAUCCCCUCCAAAUCAUGUGAUUCAGGUGUUCCAAUCCGCUCCAAAUCAUGUGAUUCAGGUGUUCCAAUCCCCUCCCAAUCAUGUGAUUCAGGUGUUCCAAUCCCCUCCCAAUCAUGUGAUUCAGGUGUUCCAAUCCCCUCCCAAUCAUGUGAUUCAGGUGUUCCAAUCCCCUCCAAAUCAUGUGAUUCAGGUGUGCCAAUCCCCUCCAAAUCAUGUGAUUCAGGUGUUCCAAUCCCCUCCCAAUCAUAGUCAAUAGCUAAAGACCUUCAAACUUGGUGUGGCCUUCAGAUGAGCCCAACAACAGUGCGUAGAGAGCUUCAUGGAAUGGGUUUCCAUGGC
Staurois parvus is the source of this 350-nucleotide messenger RNA. NCBI's taxonomy places the organism in Eukaryota, Metazoa, Chordata, Amphibia, Anura, Ranidae. The record is from the annotation of a GenBank genome assembly.